CUUGAUUAGUUUCCAUCUGUUGCUUCUUGUCCUGCCUUCAGGGGCUUUGGAGAACAGGUGGUACUCCAGUCUACUCAAACUGAGCCAAUGGAGGGAGGGCAUUGGCUCAGAUUUGACCCAAUCUGGUUCAGCAUGUGCGAACGCAACCAACAUGGAGCCAGACAGUCUCGCCCUGCCAGUUCAUGUACCUUCUUGCUUUGAGAGAGGAAGUGAGUGCUGGGAUGCCGGUCUCUUGUUUCCCAAGCUGGCUCAUAAUUCUCCCUUCCUCCAGCUGCCAGCUGCCGUUGUCCAUCCACAUUCCCAAGUUAAGCUUCUUUCAGCCCAGCCGGACACGCACAGAGGCUGCGGAGGGACAGGGAGAAAGUCCAGCCGAAGCCGAGAUGGACAAUCGGACUCUUCAACUCAUUCUGUUUUGUGCCCUCACCUUGCCAGGUGCCCUGGGUGUGAACAUGGAGGGGCAACUGAUCAAGGCUCUCUUUGACGACAGGAACUACGACAAUAAAUUGCGACCGGUGGUGUCUAAGAAUGACAUAGUGAACAUCAGUCUGGCUCUGAUGCUUUCCAAUCUCAUCUCCCUGAAAGAAGCAGAUGAAACUCUCACGACCAAUGUCUGGCUUGAGCAUAGCUGGACGGAUCAUCGGCUGCAAUGGAAUACGACCGAGUAUGGAGGGAUCGGUGUGCUUCGUCUCCCACCAGACAAGUUGUGGCUGCCUGAUAUCGUCCUGGAGAACAACAACGAUGGAAACUUUGAGAUUUCGUACAGUUCCAACAUCCUGCUGUAUCCUAACGGAGGAGUAUAUUGGCUGCCUCCUGCCAUCUUCCGCAGUGCCUGCCCUAUCAAUGUCAAUUACUUCCCCUUUGACUGGCAGAAUUGUUCCCUGAGGUUCUGCUCCCUGAAGUACAGUGCCAAUGAGAUCGACCUGCAGAUCAUGUCCAAAACACUUAACAAGACCCAGUGCUCGUAUCUUGUGGAAUGGAUCAUCAUUGACCUGGAAGGAUUCACAGAGAAUGGCGAGUGGGAUAUUGUUCACCGGCCAGCUCGUAAAAACAUCAACCCGCUUGUCCCGCGAGACAGCAACAAACACCAGGACAUCACCUUCUACCUCAUCAUUAAGCGCAAGCCUCUCUUUUACGUCAUCAACAUCGUCACCCCCUGCAUCCUUAUCGCCUUCAUGACCAUCCUUGUCUUUUACCUGCCAGCUGAUAGUGGGGAGAAGGUGACCUUGGCUAUCUCCAUCCUCUUGGCUCAGUCUGUAUUUCUGCUGCUGAUCUCUCAGCGUCUCCCGGCCACCUCCUUCGCCAUUCCCCUCAUCGGCAAGUACCUGCUGUUCAUCAUGCUUCUUGUGACCGCGGUCGUGGUGACGUGCACCAUGGAGCUCAACUUUCAUUUUCGGACCCCCAGCACCCAUGUCUUGUCUGAAUGGACGAAAGAGUUCUUUCUUGACACCCUUCCUCGCCUCCUGCACAUGUCCAAGCCGGCCCAGAGUGAUCCCACGCCGCAGGGCAGCUUUCUGAUGCGGCGUUCUAGCUCCGUCGGUUACAUCGUCAAGGCAGAGGAAUAUUUCACCAUUAAGUCCCGCAGUGAGCUCAUGUUUGAGAAGCAGUCGGAGAGACACGGCCUAACUAGCCGGAUUACCCCUGCACGACCAAACCCCCACGGCAUAGGAGAUUUGCAGGACCAGCUUUACAAUGAGAUCAAGCCAGCCAUUGCUGGAGCCAACUUCAUCGUGAAACACAUGCAGGAGAAGAACAGCUACAAUGAGGAAAAGGACAACUGGAAUUGUGUUGCUCGGACCGUGGACCGCCUCUGCCUCUUCUUGGUGACUCCCAUCCUGAGCCUUGGAACCUUGUGGAUCUUCUUGGUGGGAAUAUACAACCACCCUCCCCCCCUGCCCUUUGAAGGCGAUCCUUAUGACUACAGUGAGAAGAACAUGCGUUUGAUUUAAAGCCAAAGGAUGCCCUGCUCAGAGCAUCACCACCCCUGAUCAGAAGCACAGCUGGCUGAUUCGGUGUAGCAUGAUGGAAGAUGAUAUCGGCCCUCCCCCAAAUAUCCAGAGAGUUGUGCUUCCUUAACUUACUUCUCUUAUUUCUGAUUGUUGUUGUAAUUUUAAUCCCCAAGUUUCUCAACCUUAAGAUACUUUAAGACGGGGGGUCCCCAACCCUCGAUUUGUGGACCGGUACUGGGCCACAGCAUGCCAGCAACCGGUCCGCACAAACA
Molecule: messenger RNA, 2218 nt
Organism: Crotalus tigris (Tiger rattlesnake)
Lineage: Eukaryota; Metazoa; Chordata; Lepidosauria; Squamata; Viperidae
Gene: CHRND
Product: cholinergic receptor nicotinic delta subunit
Exons: 12
Coding region: 183-1946 (587 amino acids)
Biological process (GO): signal transduction; regulation of membrane potential; nervous system process
Cellular component (GO): synapse; neuron projection; postsynaptic membrane
Molecular function (GO): acetylcholine-gated monoatomic cation-selective channel activity; transmembrane signaling receptor activity
Source: RefSeq, a predicted model, not a curated record